AUGAAUCAUUUAUGUGGUGAAGGUGAUUGGAGCGAACCUAUUGACCAAGCCCAAAAUUUGCCAAAAGGAGUUAGAGAGAAAAUAAAGAAGGCUGCAGAGAAAGCAUUUUUCAAUAUUCCUCUUUCUGAAUCUGUUGUUCCCUAUGCUCAAGUUAAACAAUGUUCUGAUGAAAGAUUUGUAGAUUUUGUGAAUAGAUUAAAGGUACAGAUUGAAAGACAAGUGCAGAAUACCACCCUGCACUCUGACUUGCUGUUGGAAAUGGCUCGAGUGAAUGCGAAUGAAGCCUGCAAAGCACUGAUUCGGGUGCUGCCGAAAGAUCCACCACCGACCUUGACAACUUUGAUCGAGAUGUGUACGGAUGUAAUCAGCACUUCAAUGCCAAGGACUGAGGAUUCCCAAAGAACCCCAGGAAGGAUUGCAGCCACAACUGUACCUACUCUGCCAUCACCAGCAAAGCCGAAGGGAGCGUUCACCUGUCAUCGGUCUGACUUCUGCCACCGAAAUAACACCAAUGGUUGUGAGGUUUGGAAGCCAAAAUUACCUCUCAAAUUGUUUACUGUGAAAGAUCAAUUUUUUAGGUCUCGCCACUGGACGGUUGUUUCCGUUGACCCGCUGAGGGAAAAACUGACCCCCGACUUGAAUUGUAAGUUUCUUGUUAUUGGGGACACAAAAAACACACCCCCAGAGAUUGAAAUUUCUCCUGUCACUCUUUCAGCUGACUUGGAUGCACUCAUCCUUUUGGCACGGUGCAUCAACCCACCAUUCUACCUGGCACAAGGGCAGGUAAUUGCUCAAGCUAUUCCCAUUCCAUCAGGGAUCCCAGUAGAUGAUGUAGCACCUCAGAUCUACUGGGCUCAAGCAGUGGGAGAAAACAAACCCAUCAUCUCAUGCCAUUUGAAAAAAGGUAGUGAAGGCAUGGGAAUGACAGGCAUGAUAGACACAGGAGCAGAUGUGACUGUCAUCCCUGAAAGGAGAUGGCCACCACAAUGGGAACUGCAACCGAUGGUUAGCCACAUCCAAGAUUCCGAAAACACCUCGGGAUUUUUGAUUGCGGCCACUGAGAAGCGCCAGACCCAGAAACUAGAAUGGACCACAGAUUCCCCAAUUUGGAUACCCCAGUGGCCGCUGAGUAAAGAGAAAUUAAAGGCGCUAAACGAGUUAGUAGAUGAGCAAUUGGCCCAAGGCAAUAUUGAACCUACUUUUAGCCCUUGGAACUCCCCUGUGUUUGUCAUUAAAAAGCCAGGGAAAGACAAGUGGAGAUUAGUUCAUGAUCUGAGAGAAAUUAACAAAGUCAUUGUAGACAUGGGACCUCUUCAACCAGGGAUGCCGUCUCCUGCCAUGCUUCCUCAAGAUUGGGAAUUGGCUGUGAUUGACAUCAAAGAUUGCUUUUUCAAAAUUCCUCUAGACCCUAUCGAUGCCCCCAGGUUUGCUUUUUCUGUGCCUUCCCUCAACAGAGAAGCCCCAAUGAGAAGGUUUCAUUGGAAAUCCCUCCCCCAAGGGAUGAAAAAUUCACCUGUGAUUUGCCAAUGGUAUGUUGCUGCCUUGUUAUCCCCUGUGCGAGCUGAGGUGGGGGAAGCCAUUAUCCUGCAUUAUAUGGAUGAUGUGCUAGUGUGUGCCCCCCAGGAAAAAUUGCUCCAGUCCACACUGGACCGGGUGACCGAAGUUUUAACAACUGCAGGACUCACCCUUCAGGAAGAAAAAGUACAAAAGAUGCCUCCUUGGAAAUACCUAGGUCUGGAAAUCACUGCAAAAACAAUUGUUCCUCAAAAAUUAGCUUUUAACAGCAAUCCCAAAACCUUAGCCGACUUGCACUCUCUGUGUGGAACACUGAAUUGGGUUAGGCCUUGGCUAGGCAUUGCCACUGAUGACCUAGCCCCUCUUUUCAAUUUAUUGAAAGGGGGAGAUGAGCUGAGUGCUCCAAGGACUCUGACUCCAGAAGCCAGGGAUGCUUUAGAGAAGGUAAGCAGCAUGAUGGAGAAGAGACAGGCACAUAGAUGCCAUCCAGAGCUGCCUUUCAAAUUUAUUGUAAUGGGGAAAUUGCCACACCUUCAGGGGUUGAUUUUUCAGUGGGACAAGGACCAGAAAGACCAUUUGAUAAUCAUUGAGUGGGUCUUUCUCAGUCACCAUCGGUCCAAAAAUAUUACAAGGCCACAGGAAUUGAUGGCCCAGCUGGUUGGAAAGGCCAGGCUGAGAAUGAGAGAACUUGCUGGCUGUGAUUUUUCAUGUAUACAUUUGCCCCUAAGCCUCUCUGAGGAAGAAACCUCCUCAGUGAAGAUGACCAGGGAAAUGUUUGAGCACCUCUUGAGGAAUCAAGAGACCCUGCAAAUUGCUCUGGAGAAUUUUACUGGGCAGAUUUCAGUUCAUGCCCCUGCACACAAAUUGUUUAAUUCAAAAUUUAAUUUGGUACCAAAAGAUAAGAGGAGUCAGAAGCCCCUUGAAGCUUUGACUGUUUUUACUGAUGCUUCUGGAGCAUCCCGAAGGUCAGUAAUGACCUGGAAGGAUCCUCAGACGCAGCAGUGGGAAACAGAUGUUGAUUAUGUAGAAGGAUCCCCUCAAAUUGCUGAGUUAGCAGCAGUGGUUAGAGCAUUUGAGAGGUUUUCAGAACCAUUCAAUUUGGUCACUGAUUCAGCUUAUGUAGCAGGAGUAGUUUCCAGAGCAGAAAAUGCAGUCCUCAAGGAGAUCUCAAACAGAACUUUGUUUGAAUUGCUCUCAAAAUUAAUUUAUGCAGUUUCCCAUCGAGAACAUCCCUAUUUUGUUAUGCAUACCCGGUCGCACAUGGAAUUACCUGGUUUCAUAGCAGAAGGGAAUGACAGAGCUGAUUCCCUGGCUGCUGCCCCUGUUGGACUGGCCAGACUCCCUGACCUGUUUCAACAGGCAAAAUUAAGCCAUGAAAUGUUUCAUCAGAAUGUACCAGGUUUGAUUCGACAGUUUAAUCUGAAACGAGAUCAAGCCAAAGCCAUUGUGGCCACAUGUCCCCACUGUCAGCGCACAGCUCUGCCAUCCCUGGGUGCUGGAGUCAAUCCAAGGGGACUGAAAAGCUGUGAAGUAUGGCAAACUGAUGUAACACACAUCCCUGAAUUUGGACAGGUAAAAUAUGUACAUGUAUCCAUUGAUACCUUCUCGGGAGCAAUUUUUGCCUCAGCCCAUGCAGGAGAAAAAGGUGUGCAUGCCACAAAGCACCUGUUGCAAGCUUUUUCUGUACUAGGAAUCCCUAAAGAAAUUAAAACAGAUAAUGGACCAGCAUAUAUUUCCAAAGUGUUUAAGGAAUUUUUGCAGGAAUGGGGAGUGAGACACAAGACAGGAAUCCCCCACUCUCCAACAGGUCAAGCAAUAGUAGAGAGAGCACACCAGUCACUCAAAAGAGUUUUGAAAAAUCAAUGGAAAAACAAAGUAAAGUUAACACCACAGGAAAGAUUAUGCAAAGCCCUGUUCACUCUCAAUUUUUUAAACUGUUCUAUGGAAGAUCAAAACCCCCCAGUGGUUAAGCAUUUCUCCCCUCAUGGCAAACACAAGCUCAAGGAACAUCCACCAGUGCUGAUGAGAGACCCUGAAAGUGGAAAAAUUGAAGGUCCUUACAAAUUAGUGACAUGGGGAAGAGGAUACGCUUGUGUAUCAACACCCCUGGGUUUGCGGUGGGUCCCACAGAGGUGGGUAAAACCGUACAUUGAAAAACAUCCCACAAGACCCCCCGAUAUUUCAGUAGCAGAAGUUCAAAGAACAAACAGGUAUUUGGGUGGAGAAGGAAAUCCAGAUUCUCCAUUCUACCCUGACUUUCCACUGUUGAAUCUGUUUAUUGAUGAAUUUAGCUAAUGGUUUUUGUUCCUUGUUUACCUGUAUUUUAAGAAGAAACCAUCCUCAGUAUGACAGUUUUGUAGACAUUUUCUCAGGAUGGGGAUUUUCGGGAUGGCUGUCUUCUGUUUUCUGGACUGUUUUAGGGUUUUUUGCAAUUGUUGUUGUUGUUUUGAUUGUGUUUUCUGUUUUGCAACGUUGGUGUGUUACCACCACCACCAAGUUAAUUUCUCCUGCACCUCAGAUAAAUGCUGUGGAAUUCCCAAAUCCCAAUACACCCCAAACCCCUUCCCCUUGGUUUGAAGAAGUAAAACCAAGUUCCCUUCCUUCUUUUGGAAAAAAUUAGGGGGAGAUGUUG
Molecule: messenger RNA, 4147 nt
Organism: Pseudopodoces humilis (Tibetan ground-tit)
Lineage: Eukaryota; Metazoa; Chordata; Aves; Passeriformes; Paridae
Source: RefSeq, a predicted model, not a curated record